This is a messenger RNA of Solanum lycopersicum (tomato), 4776 nucleotides long. It is a transcript of the gene EZ3, whose product is annotated as hstone-lysine N-methyltransferase EZ3. Gene Ontology annotation, biological process: heterochromatin formation. Gene Ontology annotation, cellular component: PcG protein complex; nucleus. The record is from RefSeq and is a predicted model, not a curated record. Lineage: Eukaryota; Viridiplantae; Streptophyta; Magnoliopsida; Solanales; Solanaceae. Gene Ontology annotation, molecular function: chromatin binding; histone H3K27 methyltransferase activity; protein binding.
AAAAUUUAGUAAGCCGCAGCGGUGGUGCUGCCCUUAUCUCCGCACCAAACGAGAAUGUAGUAGUAGAAGCAUUUUUAGGAAAAGAAAAUAAAUUCUGGACAAUGCCACUCCGAAGAAAAAAAAUAAAAGGGAUGCCUUAACAACCAAAACCCUAGGAUUUCAACGGCGGCCGGAAAAUAAUUUCUUCUUCUCUUAAUCGAUUCCUCUCACUCUCUCGGGGUCGUGUAGGACUCCCAUCUCCUUCACGCCAAUUGGAAUGGCGGGCACUUCUUCAAUUCGCAUUGGUCAACUUACCAUUGAUCUUCCAAUUGGUGCAGCUGAAGGAACAACCAUAGAAGCUGAUGAAUUCUUAUCAGUAACCGAAUCUUUGAAGCAACAAUUUGCUUCUAAACGUGCUGAUUAUGUAAAGAAAAGGACAGAAGAGAAUGCACAAAAGGCGUAUGAUUUGGGGGAAUUGUUUUUGAAGUUGUCAACAGAGAGAAAAAAUCAUACAGUUCAUGGUGCAGAUAGUAGCAUUGAUCUUCUGUCUAAGAGACAGCAGGAUGUAAUUAAUAUGCAAACUGGGAUUGGUUCUAGCAAUGGAGAUAAUGAUAGCAAUAGUUCUGAAGAUGAUGGAUAUGCCUCUUCUGAAAUUCGUCUAGGAUCUAGCAUUGCCAUCAAAAGUGCUGUAUGUCCCAUUAUACUUCCUCAAGUGGAAAGACUGCCUCAAUAUACUACAUGGGUAUUUUUGGAUAGAAAUCAGCAGAUGCCCAUGAAUCAAUCAGUGGUUGGUUGUAGAAGAAUUUAUUAUGACAAGAAUAGUGGAGAAGCUCUAAUUUGCAGUGAUAGCGAGGAAGAAUUACUUGAAGGCGAACAAGAAAAGAAGUUUGCGGAGUACGAAGAUGUUAUGCUGUGUUCAACUAUCCAACAAAUUGGCCUGUCUGAUACAGUGUUAGAAUUGCUAGGGCAGUUCUUGUCUAGAAAACCCAGUGAAGUCAAGGAAAGAUAUGAAGAUCUUGUUAAGGACAAAUAUGAAUGUGCCUCAAAGAACGAGAACAUCCAAGGGACUCCAGAUUUGUUUCUUGACAACGAUCUUGAUGCUGCUCUUGAUUCUUUUGACACCCUAUUUUGUCGUCGAUGUCUUGUUUUUGAUUGUCAAUCACAUGGAUGUUCGCAGGAUCUGAUUUUUCCGGCUGAAAAACAAUUGCCAUGGUGCUCUCCCGACGUGGAUAAGGAGCCCUGUUGUUCAAAUUGCUAUCGCCUGAAGGAACACAAAGCUGGAUUGACCCCCUCUCAGAUUGCUAAUCAUGGAGAAAACCAUGUCCAACCAUCUGAAAUUGCUAAUAAUACUGAGGUGCCUGGUAGGGAGCAUCUAUCAAGGACAUCAAAUUCUUGCGAAAGCGAUUUCAAAGAUAUUGGUUCAUGUUCGCUAGAAUCACAACAACCUCAGUGUGGUAGAACUUCUAGGAGGGAAGUCUCUCCAGUAUUGGGCAGUAAAAAUUAUUUCCAAGGUGAGGGUUUUGGUUGCCAGUAUAAAGAGGCUGCCUGUGCAAAAAAUGGGAUGAAUUAUGACGACACAUUGAGGGAGAAUGAGUUUGGGGAUGAGAAUAACUGCAAUCAAGAAAUAGAUGGUGAGAAAUCAUGGAGACCACUUGAAAAGGCUCUAUUUGAAAAAGGUCUGGAAAUGUUUGGCCGCAGCAGCUGUAUGAUUGCUCGAAAUCUGCUGAAUGGUUUAAAAACUUGUUGGGAGGUGUUCCAGUAUAUGAACAAUUUCGAGAAUAAGCUAUCACUAGUAAGUGAUGGGAUGAAUGGAAUAUUUCAAGGCUCUUUUAAGGGUGAUGGCCAUACAAUCGUGGGUAAUCAACCACAGAGAAAAUCUAGAUUCUUACAUAGAAGAGGUAGAGUUCGUCGCUUAAAAUACACAGGGAAAUCAGCUGGAUAUAAUGCACUUAGGAAAAGAAUAUCUGAGAGGAAAGACAAGCUUCGCCGUCACUAUAAUCCAUGUAAUUGUCAAGUACCUUGUGGAAAAGAGUGUCCUUGUAUCGUUAAUGGGACCCUCUGUGAAAAAUAUUGCGGAUGCAAAAGUUUCAAGAAUUGCAAGAAUCACUUUCGUGGUUGUUUUUGCGUAAAAGGUCAGUGUAGAAGCAGACAAUGCCCUUGCUUUGCUGUUGACAGGGAAUGCGAUCCUGAUGUUUGCCGAAAUUGUUGGAUCAGCUGUGGUGAUGGGACUCUCGAUAUUCCUCCACAAAGAAGUGACAGUAAUGACUGCGAGAACAUGAAGCUUCUUCUCAAACAACGUCAAAGGGUUCUUCUUGGACGGUCUGAUGUGUCUGGAUGGGGUGCUUUCUUGAAGAAUAGUGUUGGAAAGCACGAGUACCUUGGGGAGUAUACCGGUGAAAUAAUCUCACACCAUGAAGCUGAUAGGCGUGGAAAGAUUUAUGAUCUUAUAAAUUCUUCAUUUCUCUUCAAUUUGGAUGACCAGUGUGUGCUUGAUGCUUAUCGGAAAGGUGACAAGUUGAAGUUCGCAAACCAUUCUCCUGAUCCAAAUUGCUACCCCAAGGUUAUUAUGGCGGGUGGAGAUCACAAAGUUGGUAUAUUUGCCAAACAAAGAAUUUGUGCAGGAGAGGAACUCUUCUAUGAUUAUUGUUAUGCGCCAGAUACACCACAUGUCUGGGCAAGGAAGCCCGAGGCACCCACUACAAGAAAGUUCUUCUUGGAAGAUCUGAUGUGUCUGGCUGGGGUGAUUUCUUGUAGAAUGGUGAUGGAAAGCAUGAGAACCUUGGGGAGCAUACUGGUGAAAUAAUGUCACACCAUGAAGCUGAUAAGCCUGGAAUAAUUUAUGGAUCAUGAAAGUCCUUCAUUUCUCUUCAAUUUAAAGUAUCAGUUUGUACAAUGAUGCUUAUUGGUGGAAGAGUGAGAAGUUGAAGAUCGCAAACCAGUCCCCUGAUCCAAGUUGCUGAAAUUUUUGUAGGCAUUCCCUGGAUUGGUUUGUCUAUGUUAGAUCCAAUAACACUCCUCUUUGACAGGUUACUAUGGCGGCUGAUGUCGUAGAGUUGGUAUAUUUGCCAAAGAAAGAAUUUGUGCAGGAGAGGAACUCCUCUAUAAUUAUCAUUAUCAGCCAGAUGCAAUGACUGCCUGGGAUAGAUGAGGAGCUCUUCUAUGAUUAUCAUUAUCAUCUGUUUCUAAGAAAGAGUUUACUGUUACUUCAAGGGCCUUGCUUUUUUAUUGGCUCAUUCCUUUUUCCAACAUCGACCACCUGAUUGAUCACGUGAUCCAUUCUUUUUAGGGACUUUUAUUGUUGUUGUGAGAUAACCACAUGAAUGGACAGGACAAGACAAUGACUCUAAUCCAUAUCUUACAUGAUGAUGCGAGGAAGUAUGUAUUUAAUGGUUCUUCCCUUAAUGGUCCACGUUGGAGGGAAGUUAUAGAUGAGUUUUGGAUGAAUUCUGGCAAGUAAGAAACUUAUGACAAACACCAAAUUAAGUUCAAGUGCAAUAGAUCAAGGAUAGAAGCAAAAAAAAUAAAAAAAUUGAGGACAUCCUUCAAGGUUGCUAUGGAUAUGGUUGGGAUCCUGUAAUAACUGAGGUACUUGUCCAUCUGAGAUUUGGGUGGAUCAUGUGUUUGUAAGUUAUCUAGAGGUGUGAAAGUAUGUAUGUUCUAUUAUUGAGCUAACAUUUUGUUUUCAAUAUUUUACGGAAAAAGAGAAAAAAACAUAAACAUUACCAUGUAGGGGCAUGAGGGGAUUCAACAAUGACAUUUUGAAAAUCAUUCGCCACUGCUUGUUUUCACAGCCCAAUCAAAUGAAGCAACUGGAGUUGGUAAAGAACCUGUAUCUUGUGAUGACUACUCUGAUGGUAUUUGGCAUACGCAUGUCGUAAGUAGUGGUACUGGGACAGGGAAGUGGACAAUGACUGAUCAAUCUAUGGCAAUUGAUGAUGGCUCAUCUACAUGUCGAAAAAAGGUCAUGCUACAGCUAUUGACAGCAUACAUGAAUCUUUUAGGGAACAUUUGAAGUGGAAGAAAGACAAGGUUGCUUAUGUGUCCAUGGAAAAUUUUUAGCCUAUCCAGUAGUGGCACCGAGUAAGACACGACAUUGAGGAUGUCGUAGUGGCACCGAGUAAGACACGACAUUGAGGAUUACAUCGUACACGUUGUAGUGUCUGAUCAAUGUGAAUAGAUUGCCAAGAACGUAUGUCGUUAUCUUGCACACAGCAACAUACAUCCAGGAUUGGUAUGGCUUGGGUUGUUAUCUUCUUUGGGGAUGAUAUCACGCGUAUAUAUGAACCUACAGGUUUCUAACUUGAAACAUUUCAUCGGCGGAUAAUAGCUGCUUUUGUCUUACACUAUAGUUUCAGAUGCAUGUUCCACAUGAUAAACCAAAACAACUCAUCGCUGUUGAUGAGACAUACAUAAAGGGGAGCUCCAAAGAAAGAAGUAGCAGGCGCGUCUUAACCACCACAAAGGAUUAUAACUCGUGCAUGUGAUUUUAACAUGCGGUUUAUGUUUAUUGCAGCUGGUUGGGAAGGUAUGAAUCCUAAUGUUUUUCAAUCACAUUGCACAAAAAUGAAUGCCUAUAAUUAUACCAUAGGCAUUCAUUUUUGUGCAAUAUGAUUGAAAAACAUAUGGGUCAUGGACAAGUAAUUUAGAAAAUUACAAUAAGGCAUGAACAGUCAUGAUGUAGACACACAAAUAAGAUUGUAAUUGCUCCUUUUGUUACAUAAUUUAUUGGCGGGAACAUAAAAGCAGUGGUGAAAAAUUUUCAGAGUAUGAACGUGAUAUAGUUGUUGUCUUUGUUAA